GUCGUUGUGCCAUCUAGAACUCUAUAAAUUGGUGCAACUAUUGGUCACAACACCACACCAAGAGUGAUCAUUUCGCAGUUGCAACCUUGCAUUGCGCAUUGACAGAGAGAGAUGGCCAGAGAAAUGGAGAAGGCAAGGAAGGCCACUUCUUCCCCUAAGAGCUCAACGAUUAAUACUGGUCCCAAGAGCCCAGUUAGGAAUGGUGGAGGAUCUCCACCCCAUAAGAAGAAUGUUACUGAGCCACGAGGACGGAAAAAUGAACAGCAAAACAUUCGGAAAGUAGGUCAAGACCUGGUGUCCCAUGAUGAGGGAAAGCGCCGAUCUCCAACUUCACAAACCUCACCCAAGAGAUCACCAAGACACGAACAGCCCCUUAGCUACUGUAGGCUUCACACUGAGGAGAGAGCAAUAAGGCGAGCCGGUUACAAUUAUCAGGUUGCAAGCAAGAUAAACACACAGGAAAUCAUUCGGAGAUUUGAAGAGAAGUUAGAACAGUUGAUGGAGGAACGCGAGAUAAAGCUGAUGAGGAAGGAGAUGGUUCCAAAGGCCCAGCUCAUGCCAGCGUUCGACAAGCCAUUCCACCCACAAAGGUCUAGGAGGCCCCUGACCGUCCCAAAGGAGCCGAGCUUCCUAAAGCUGAAAUGCUGCAUCGGCGGAGAGUUCCAUCGCCACUUUUGCUACAACGGAGCAGCAGCCAAGGCCAUCAAGUCGUAGUAGUCCAUCUGCAUACACACCUGCAUCUGCAUGGGCCUACAACCACGAGAUGACGUAAUUUUUGCCGCUGCAUAAUGAACCUGCUACAAUACGUUCCAACCGACUCAUGCAUAUACAUAGAAGAAGUGGUUGCUGAUAGAUCGAUGUAAAUUUCCCCGGCCAGACCCUUUAACUUUUUCUCUCCUCUUUAUCUUUUGUUUUCCUUCCUCUUUUUUUUUUUCUUUCGCAUUCACGGAUCCAUUGAAAGGUAGGUAGGAAACCAUGCAAAAGGGGUCAUCCGGACACGAUGCAUGCGCCAUGUAUGUCUGUCUGUCUGAUGGCAGUAAUAAAAGGUUGCAUACAGACUGUAUAGAGAGAGUGCCAUGAUAUAGAUGAGCCUUGUUCUUGUUCUCUC
Messenger RNA from Setaria italica (foxtail millet), 1108 nucleotides. RefSeq names its product protein TPX2. Gene Ontology annotation, cellular component: mitotic spindle; nuclear microtubule. NCBI's taxonomy places the organism in Eukaryota, Viridiplantae, Streptophyta, Magnoliopsida, Poales, Poaceae. Gene Ontology annotation, molecular function: protein kinase activator activity; microtubule binding. Bases 112 to 714 code for a protein of 200 amino acids. The record is from RefSeq and is a predicted model, not a curated record. The transcript has 7 exons. Gene Ontology annotation, biological process: regulation of mitotic spindle organization; activation of protein kinase activity; mitotic spindle assembly.